AGCAUCGGUCUCCCCUUCGUCGCCGAUGGACACAGGCGCCGCCGCUCCGCCGCGUCUCCCUCCCUUCAGUAUUUAUAUAUGUAGAAAGCUCACCGCCGGUGUGCGGUGCGCCACCUCAGUCCACGCCGUGAAAAAGGAACCGAGUUCCAUGGGCUCGUUCGCUUCCUCUUGCGGCGUCCUGCCUGCACCUCCACACGUAUCCAUCCCCGGCCCUUCACUAUUGUGCCCCGAUCGCAUUCGUCUCGUCAUGGAAAGACUUCUUUAUCACAACCAGCAUGGAUCCUCCUCUUUCCUUCAAAAAAAAUUGGAAAGAACUUAACACAAAAGGCAUGGAUCCACUCUCUCCUUUUGUUUAAAGGACUCUCUCCCAUUAAAAAGGUGGCAGAUCUCAAACUGGACUAGAUUGUUGUGGCAAUCGAGCAGUUAGGAACAUGCCUGUAUGGAGCCAUGGAUUGAUUGUAAGCUGAACAAGUGAUGGAAAAACUUACAUUUAUUGUUAUCUUUCAGAGAAACCGCAUGAGCUUGCCUUAGUGUUUGGUACCAGGAGAAGAGCAUAUAAAAGUCUCCUUUCUCCUAGUGCACGACAUAAGUCAUAAUAGAAAAAUCUUGAGCUUCAGCUAGGCAAAGGAUUGAGCAAAUCUGAGCAGACCUGAGAACUUUCCACUUGUGAAAACAGAAAGAGAAACAACCUCAUGGGCAUGUUCUAAAGGACACGAUCUUCUUUGGGGCACACUAGUGUAUGAAACCACAAGGCUGAUUCAACUUACCAUUGUCGGAGAAGACAAACAAGAACAGAAGGAACGGCCUACCAUGUGUUGAGCUCUGCUCACUCUCAUGGCGCAAGGUGAGGAGAGUUCGUGGUGCAUGACAAGUAGUGAUCAUGGUAGAGCUGCAUCAUUCAGCCAAGCAAUUGCAUGUGGAUCCCAAAGGCGUGCUUCUGCUGCACAACCUGCCAAUUUCUUGGAGUUGCAACCUGCAGCUGCUCCUUAUUACUUUGGUGAGUUGGAGGAGGCCCUUAUCCAUGGCACCCGUACUUCUGUUGAUCACGGCAUGAUCGGAAGUGAUGUGGACACAGAGUGUAAGACAGCUGGAUACCUUGCAGCUAGGCCCCCCACACUGGAGAUCUUCCCUUCAUGGCCAAUGAGUCAUCUACAGCAGCCAUACAGUGGUAACUCGCACUCAGUAGGGAGCACCACUGACUCGAGCUCAGGUCAGAACAGUAUGCCACAGACCGAGUUGGUGUCCCCAGGGAGCAUGAGGGCCGACUCUGGGCAGCGGCAGGAAGUUUUGAUGGUGACCGUUGAUGACUACAACUACGAGCAAGGACUCGGAGCGGCAGCAACCACAGCUCAAAUCUUUCAGCAGCAUGCGGCAGGCCAAGACAAGGGAAAGCAUGGAUCCACAAGAAAAGACGGCAAGCUGUUAGAUGCCAAGACUGAGAGGCGAUUGGCUCAGAACAGAGAAGCUGCAAGAAAGAGCAGGCUGAGAAAAAAGGCCUAUGUACAGCAGUUGGAGACAAGUCGGAUUAGGCUUCAGCAAAUUGAACAAGAGCUGCAUGGAGCACGUUCACAGGGUCUGUUCCCGGGAGGAGGCGGUGCACCUGGAGAUUUGAGUUCAGGCGCUGUGAUUUUUGACAUGGAGUAUGCCCGGUGGUUAGAAGAUGACACCAAGCACAUGACAGAGCUCCAGGCCGUGCUGCAGCCUCAAAUUAUUGAUGCGAACCUGGGGGCCAUCGUUGAAGAGUGCAUGCGGCACUAUGAUGAGCUGUUCCACCUGAGGGCUAUGCUUGCAAGAUCCGAUGUGUUCCACCUGAUGACUGGCUUGUGGGCAACUACAGCUGAGCGAUGCUUCCUCUGGAUGGGCGGCUUUCGUCCUUCUGAAAUCCUCAAGAUGCUGAUACCGCAGCUUGAUCCUCUUACGGAGCCGCAGCUACUAGGGAUGUACAAUCUGCAACGGUCGUCGGAGCAGACUGAGGAGGCGCUUGGGCAGGGGCUUCAGCAGCUGCACCAGUCGCUUGCGGAUGCAGUGGGCGCUAGUCCUCUCAGUGACGGUGCAAAUGUUGCCAACUACACUGCUCUCAUGGCCCUAGCACUCGACAGGCUCGACACCCUUGAGAGCUUUUACCGUCAGGCGGACAGUCUGAGGCAGCAGACGUUGCACCAGAUGCGGCGGAUCCUGACGACUCGCCAGACGGCUCGGUGCUUCCUCUCCAUCAGCGAGUAUCACCGCCGCCUCCGCGCGCUCAGCUCCGUCUGGGCCUCCCGCCCUCCAACCGAGAGCAGCGUCGCCGCCGCCGCCGCCGCCGCCGGUGCAGAGAAUGUCAGCCCUGCUACAGGGACGACGAGCGAGCAAGCUGCUCUCCGUCCGUACAAUCACCAAAGCCAGCAGUUCCCUGGCUUCUGAUGAUCGAAGGUUGGAUCGAUGCAUGACAUGGUUGGUAGUAGCAGCUAGGGUACAGAUUCCGCCAUCACCGUCAGUGGUGGCGAGCGGAUCAACGAGGCCCGAUCGAGGGGACAGAUUGUAGUAGUAAUGUUCUUCUGUCAUUAACAUAUUCAUGCAUUCAUCGAGAAUAUGGAACAUGCAUCAUCAUCACUAGGGGAAAAAAAAGAGGACAAAAAGGCUCUGCUCUCAAAAUAGCUCCACUUGUAUUUGUUCCGCUGGCUCUUGAACUCAACCAAAGGUUAGCGCCUCUGAAAA
This is a messenger RNA of Sorghum bicolor (sorghum), 2697 nucleotides long. RefSeq names its product transcription factor TGAL5. NCBI's taxonomy places the organism in Eukaryota, Viridiplantae, Streptophyta, Magnoliopsida, Poales, Poaceae. Gene Ontology annotation, molecular function: DNA-binding transcription factor activity; sequence-specific DNA binding. The transcript has 16 exons. Gene Ontology annotation, biological process: regulation of DNA-templated transcription; DNA-templated transcription. Bases 835 to 2403 code for a protein of 522 amino acids. The record is from RefSeq and is a predicted model, not a curated record.